ACGUCAUAAAUAGACGCUCGGGUUUUGUUAGUAAACUGUAACUGUAGCUAAAACAAUAAAAAGAGAACCUCUCGAAAAGCCUGUAAAAUGUCUUCAGCGAUAUAUCUGGAAAAUUAUUUAGACGGAUUGGAAUCGCUGCCCACUGAACUGGAACGGAACUUCAAGUUGAUGAGAAAACUGGAUGAUCGGGCGCAAACGGCGAUGAAAAGCAUCGACAGUCAUGCAAAAGAUUUCAUGCGCAAACUAACCGCUGAGAAUGGUGCGAUGAGCGAAGAGGAGCGCAAGGAGCGAUUGGAGGACAUAAAGGCGCUGUUUGGCAAGGCCAAGGAGUACAGCGAUGACAAAGUACAGCUGGCCAUACAAACGUAUGAGCUUGUGGAUAAACAAAUCCGGAGGCUGGACAACGAUCUGGCGCGCUUCGAGGGCGAAAUUCAGGAAAAAGCUUCGUCAACGCGCGCCAAGUCCGAGGAGGCAGUAGCCAAAAAGGGAGGCCGUAAGAAGACCAAGGACGGCAAGGCGACGGGCAAAAAGAAAAAGCCAGCCUCCUCAGAUGAGGAGACCGGGCGUGGCAAUCAAUCGAACAGCGCCAGCGGGGCUAAUCUCAACGCCAGCAGCAGCGCUGGUCAAGGUAGCAAAAAGAAAAAGACCAAGGUAAAUCAAGAAAAAGAAACUCGCAAGGGGGGCGCCCAAAAGAAAACGGCUGAUAUUGAUGACUCGGAGAAGGAAUCUUGUCACACGGCCGCAACACAUCCCAGCGAUGUCAUGGAUAUGCCUGUGGAUCCGAACGAGCCAACGUAUUGCCUAUGUCACCAAGUCUCCUAUGGCGAGAUGAUUGGCUGCGACAAUCCAGACUGUCCCAUUGAGUGGUUCCACUUUGCCUGCGUGGGGCUAACCACAAAACCAAAAGGCAAAUGGUUCUGUCCCAAGUGCACGCAGGACCGUAAAAAAAAGUAGACUAACAACCAUUUGCCCCAGACUUCACCAUGUGGCAACGAAUUGCGUUUGGCUCAAUGCUGCAGCCACUGUGUCUGUCAAUGUAAAUAAUCUGCAUAUAACGCCAAUUAGUUCUUAGUUUAGCAUAAGUAUUACGUACUUUAAAUAAA
Drosophila novamexicana is the source of this 1103-nucleotide messenger RNA. It is a transcript of the gene Ing5, whose product is annotated as inhibitor of growth protein 5. Lineage: Eukaryota; Metazoa; Arthropoda; Insecta; Diptera; Drosophilidae. Gene Ontology annotation, biological process: regulation of DNA-templated transcription. The transcript is spliced from 5 exons. The record is from RefSeq and is a predicted model, not a curated record. The coding region runs from base 88 to 954 and encodes 288 amino acids. Gene Ontology annotation, cellular component: nucleus.